This is a messenger RNA of Monodelphis domestica (gray short-tailed opossum), 3080 nucleotides long. It is a transcript of the gene KIFAP3, whose product is annotated as kinesin associated protein 3. Lineage: Eukaryota; Metazoa; Chordata; Mammalia; Didelphimorphia; Didelphidae. Gene Ontology annotation, molecular function: kinesin binding. Gene Ontology annotation, cellular component: ciliary transition zone; kinesin II complex; axoneme. The record is from RefSeq and is a predicted model, not a curated record. Gene Ontology annotation, biological process: microtubule-based movement; cilium organization.
AGGGAGAGGCGCAUGCGCAAUGUGGGGGAGGAGCCAGUCUUGGCGACUCUGGGCGCGCCCAGGUCCUGCUUGCGUUUGGGGCCCGGGAGCUGGGGGAGGAGCCGGAGCCUUCACCGUGGUAACCGCAGCGUCUUAGCCGCCUCCUGCCGCCCCACUCUGCCUGACCCUGCCUGCCUAGGGACUGUCAUCGCCUUCUGCGGGGUGUAGGAAGCGUUCUCCGCCGCUUCAGCUGCCGGAACCAUUGUGUCGGCCUCCCGUGGAGACCCGCCCCGCGGCCGCCGCCAUGCAGGGCGAAGACGCCCGAUACCUCAAGAGGAAGGUUAAAGGAGGAAAUAUCGAUGUGCACCCAUCAGAAAAGGCACUUAUUGUUCAAUAUGAAGUGGAAGCUACCAUUCUUGGAGAAAUGGGGGAUCCCAUGCUGGGAGAACGGAAGGAAUGUCAAAAAAUCAUACGUCUGAAGAGUCUCAAUGCUAACACUGAUAUCACUUCCUUGGCUCGAAAAGUGGUUGAAGAAUGUAAACUCAUUCAUCCCUCAAAACUAAAUGAGGUAGAACAGCUGUUAUACUACUUACAGAAUCGGCGUGAUGCUUUGUCAGGGAAAGAAAAAAAAGAAAAAUCUAGCAAGCCUAAAGAUCCACCUCCUUUUGAAGGAAUGGAGAUUGAUGAAGUGGCUAAUAUUAAUGAUAUGGAUGAGUACAUAGAAUUGUUGUAUGAAGACAUUCCUGACAAAGUGCGUGGCUCUGCCUUGAUCCUCCAGCUUGCUCGGAACCCUGAUAACUUGGAAGAACUACUGCUCAAUGAAACUGCCCUGGGUGCAUUAGCCAGAGUACUUAGAGAAGAUUGGAAGCAAAGUGUAGAAUUGGCUACCAACAUAAUAUAUAUUUUCUUUUGCUUUUCCAGUUUUUCUCAAUUUCAUGGGCUAAUCACUCACUAUAAAAUUGGAGCUCUGUGUAUGAACAUAAUUGAUCAUGAGUUGAAGAGACAUGAACUUUGGCAAGAAGAACUGUCUAAGAAGAAGAAAGCUGUUGAAGAAGAUCCUGAAAACCAAAGUAUGAAAAAAGAUUAUGAAAAAACCUACAAGAAAUACCAAGGUUUGGUGGUAAAACAGGAGCAGCUCUUACGAGUUGCCCUUUAUUUGCUUUUGAACCUUGCUGAGGAUACUCGUACUGAGCUGAAAAUGAGGAACAAGAACAUAGUUCACAUGCUAGUGAAGGCACUUGAUCGAGAUAAUUUUGAACUCCUAAUUCUGGUGGUAUCUUUCCUAAAGAAGCUUAGCAUUUUUAUGGAGAACAAAAAUGAUAUGGUAGAAAUGGAUAUUGUUGAAAAAUUGGUGAAAAUGGUACCUUGUGAACAUGAAGAUCUGUUAAAUAUCACCCUAAGACUUUUGUUAAAUCUGUCCUUUGAUACAGGACUGAGGAAUAAGAUGGUACAAGUUGGACUACUUCCCAAACUCACUGCACUUUUAGUCACUGAAUAUUUACCAGGGGAAAAAAGAAGAGAGAAAUCUAUUGGAAUAUGUAAUGAAAACUAUAAACAAAUAGCCAUGUGUGUUCUCUACCACAUAAGCAUGGAUGAUCGAUUUAAAUCUAUGUUUGCAUAUACUGAUUGUAUACCACAGCUAAUGAAAAUGCUCUUCGAAUGCUCUGAUGAACGAAUUGAACUAGAGCUCAUCUCCUUCUGCAUCAACCUUGCUGCUAACAAAAGGAAUGUACAGCUUAUUUGUGAAGGAAAUGGCCUGAAGAUGCUCAUGAAGAGGGCUCUAAAGUUCAAGGACCCACUGCUGAUGAAGAUGAUUAGGAAUAUUUCACAGCAUGAUGGACCAACAAAAAAUUUGUUUAUUGAUUAUGUUGGUGAUCUUGCAGCCCAGAUUUCUAAUGAUGAAGAAGAGGAAUUUGUGAUAGAAUGUUUGGGGACCCUAGCAAAUCUUACUAUCCCUGACUUAGACUGGGAGCUGGUUCUCAAAGAGUACAAAUUGGCUCCAUACCUGAAGGAUAAGCUUAAACCAGGUGCUGCAGAAGAUGAUCUUGUUUUAGAAGUGGUCAUAAUGAUUGGAACUGUUUCUAUGGAUGAUUCUUGUGCUGCAUUGCUAGCCAAAUCAGGGAUCAUUCCAGCACUCAUUGAAUUGCUGAAUGCUCAACAAGAAGAUGAUGAGUUUGUAUGUCAGAUAAUCUAUGUCUUUUACCAAAUGGUUUUCCACCAAGCUACUAGAGAUGUCAUUAUCAAGGAAACACAGGCUCCAGCUUAUCUUAUAGAUCUAAUGCAUGACAAAAAUAAUGAGAUCCGAAAAGUCUGUGAUAAUACCUUAGAUAUCAUAGCGGAGUAUGAUGAAGAAUGGGCUAAGAAAAUUCAGAGUGAGAAGUUCCGCUGGCAUAAUUCUCAGUGGCUUGAGAUGGUAGAAAGUCGUCAGAUGGAUGAGAGUGAACAGUACUUAUAUGGAGAUGAUCGAAUUGAACCAUAUAUCCAUGAAGCAGAUAUUCUUGAAAGACCUGACCUGUUCUACAGUUCAGAUGGAUUGAUAGGUCCUGAAGGUGCCAUGAGUCCAGAUUUCUUCAAUGAUUAUCACCUUCAGAAUGGAGACUUAGUGGGGCAACAUUCCUUUCCUGGAAGUCUUGGAGUAGAUGGUUUUGGUCAGCCAGUUGGCAUUCUUGGACGCCCAGCUACAGCUUAUGGAUUCCGCCCUGAUGAACCUUACUACUAUGGCUAUGGAUCUCGCUAGUCACCCCUGUCCCAAAUCCUUUUUGAUGUGUCCUCCCAACUUGCUAGAAAACAGUACGUGUUUAGCUAACUUUGGACCUUGGCCUGGUAAUGCAUGUUGAUACCACCAUAGGUCUGUGUCAUGUUUCCUUUUUUAUAUGUUGUUAGCUGAUGGUUGAAUCCAACUCUUUCUUUUUGCUUGUGUUGCUGGUGGUGAUAUAGUUCACACAUCAGGCUACAUUUUGAGGUUGUACAGUAUUUGCCAUGGGACUUGAAAGUGAAUGUUAAAAAUCUACUGGACUGGAAAGUAAACACUACAUUAUGUAUAUUAAGCAAUUAAUUUAAUUUCUAUUAAAAACAAGAAGCUCACAGUGCUGAUAACAAGA